UCUUAUAAACAAGACUUGCGACAUGUGAGUCUAAAUGGCAUUCACGCAACAGGUGGACCUACUAAAGGAAGACAUGUCGCAGGAUAUGUACCAUUAGAGGAAAUUCUUGGAAAGUUUGAAUUAAAGCUUAUUUCGAGUGGUAGUUCUAAUAAGAUCCUCAAAACGUUACUACAUCAGCCCCACAAAGCUAAAACUCAAACAAGCUAUACCGGGAACGGUUUUACAGAAGUAAAGAUUGCUUAG
Ambispora leptoticha is the source of this 243-nucleotide messenger RNA. The record is from the annotation of a GenBank genome assembly. Lineage: Eukaryota; Fungi; Glomeromycota; Glomeromycetes; Archaeosporales; Ambisporaceae.